AUGAUGCAAUACUACCCGUGGAUGGCUCAACAAUAUGGUAUGCAGUAUUCUCCAGCUCCAAACUAUGCCACGGGGUAUCAGCAACAGUCGCAGCAAAACUACACGACAUCAUCAACGAAUAAUCAUCAAUGGAAUCAACAACAAACGUGGAACAAUCCGAAGCAAUGGAACAAACAGCUCCCGCCUCAGCAGCAGAAGCAGCCGCAAUCUCAUUUUACACCAUUCUCCUUAGCCACCCGUCAAGCACCAACAGCACCAAAAACGGUGGCACAAGCGCCGUCCGCUGCAGGUCCACCAGCACCAGGCGGACUCGGUGUGAUGCCAGAUAAUGUUAGGCGCUACGUGGAACGAGCGUAUCUGGCGGCGCAAUGUGCCGAAGACCGUCAAAAGGUGCAGGAGUACUUGGAGAAGCGGCUGCGACCGCUGUUGCAGGCUGGGACAACUCGUGCUAUCGACUGGGAUCGUGAACCGUUACCGCAUGAGCGUGGCUACGAACUUCCAACUACAUGGACACCUGUAGCGACGUUACGUGCAUCGAUGCAGGCGCAGGCUAUUAGCGAUUAUUCACAUUUGCGAGGUUUAUUUCAGUCAAUUGUUUCGAAGAAGAAGACUCAGAAGGAACGUAAACGUGAAGGAAAUUCCGCUAAAAAGGAAAAGCGAAAACUACAGAAUGCUGAAAAACAGAAGAAGGAAGCUACUCGCUGGCACGUUGAGGAGGAUUCGAGUAGGAUCGAAGAGAGAGCAAAAAGAUUCGCAAAUGAUGCUCGCAGUGCGGCUGUUUCUGCGAUGGCAGCAGCUCGUCCAGUUCGAAUGAAGCUUGUUAAGGGCACUUGCCAGAAUAUAGAGAAGAGCUUUUUCAGACUUACAGCGGCGCCUGAUCCCAGUCAGGUUCGACCGCCGGAGAUUCUUGAGAAGUCGCUAGAUAAUGUCAAGGAGAAAUAUCGAGCUAAAGCUCCCUAUCGCUACUUGUCGGAUCAACUUCGAUCAAUCAGGCAAGAUCUUACUGUGCAGCGAGUUAGGAACAAUUUCACGGUCCAGGUUUAUGAAAUCAAUGCACGAAUCGCUCUUGAGAAUAAGGAUCGAGAAGAAUUCAAUAAAUGUCAAAGUCAACUGAAGCUGCUGUACAACGAAAUACCGGGCUGCUCAAAUGAAGCGGAGUUCAUAGCGUACCGCCUUCUCUACUACAUUGCAAUGAAUAACUCUCUUGACGUCUCAUCGCUUCUAAAAGGUUUGACAGACUCAUUACGAGCCGAUGAAUGCGUUAUGUUUGCGAUGCGAGUUCGUCGCGCUGUAUCGCUUGGAAAUUAUCCAACCCUAUUUAGAUUAUUUAAUUCCGCUCCAAAGAUGUGCCCAUACCUGAUGGAUUUGUUCGUGGAACGUGAGCGGAAAGCGGCACUCAUGCAAAUAUUCAAAGCGUUCCGGCCUUCGAUUCCCGUUAGCAAGGUGAGUGAGUGGUUGGGCAUGUCUGAGUCAUCCUUGGUAGAAUGGCUAAACCUUUUGGAAAUUGAAUGUCAAGUGGGCGGUGCGAUUGACUGUCGCGCGUACGCGACGAAGACGUUUUAG
Messenger RNA from Haemonchus placei, 1563 nucleotides. The record is from the annotation of a GenBank genome assembly. NCBI's taxonomy places the organism in Eukaryota, Metazoa, Nematoda, Chromadorea, Rhabditida, Trichostrongylidae.